Messenger RNA from Cotesia congregata, 1962 nucleotides. The record is from the annotation of a GenBank genome assembly. Lineage: Eukaryota; Metazoa; Arthropoda; Insecta; Hymenoptera; Braconidae.
AUGUACGGACAAAAUAACCAGGGUCCUUUUAAUUUCCCUUCAACAUCUAAAGCGGGAAAUGAUGAUCUUAAAAUUCAAACUCCAAAUGUGGACAUAUCUCCGUUUGUGGGUGGAAGUUAUAAAUCUACUGAUAAGGGUCCUGCUUAUUUAUCACCCAGGUCUUAUUCGCCACAAGAUUCGCCAUCGAUUUCACCAAGAAGUUCACCAGAAAUGGCUUUUUCAAACACGACUCGUGGUCAUCAUCAUCAUCAUCAACUUUAUAAUCAUCAUGGCCUAUUAUCAUCUAGAGCUUUACAACGUUCUCGAAAUUCAUUUUUACAAUCAAUUUGUGUUAUACAUCCAAGUGAUGCCCUAAUGUAUUGUCGUACUUGCCGAGCCACUGUAUGUAACAUGUGUCAGAUUAAUAAUCAUCAUAGUCACCACUUGACAUCGGAAUUAGCCGCAGCAUCUAAAGCUGCUGAAAAGCAGAGCGGGCGAAUUUUAGAUGAGAUUGAAGGCUAUAUUUCAAUUCAAGAAAAUAUGAUAAAAAAUCUGAAAUCCGCCAAUGGUUACCAAAGUGGUUACCAGGCAUAUAAUCCCGGUGAAAAUAAUCUUCCAAAUCUUAAGCGAUUGCUUUGUACUAUGAUAGAACACGGAAAUCAUCUUAAGGCGAACCGUGACGAAAUGAAAGCUAUGAAGCAACUAUUAAGUAAAUAUCAAGAAGCAGUUUUGAGAAGGGCUAUAAGCCAGUUAUCUGAGGUAUCUCAGAAAAUAUAUGAUUCUAAGGGUAAUCUUCAAAUCAGUAGAAAUCCAGAAAAUCUUAUUGCUGUUAAUGAAAACGCUUAUAAUGAGAUAUCAAGAAUCAAAGACGAAUAUCUCGCCCAUACACGAUUUGAACAACUUUGCUUAUCAACUUUUCGAUCGAUUGAAAACGUUGAUGGUUCAAUUUAUGAAAAUGGAGCAAUUGGUGGAGGAAGAGCUCUGAGAGUUAAUCGUAGAAUUGUUUUGUCAAGCAAGAUUGUAAAAAUUGAUCAAUCACCGUCGCCUGCGCCGGUAUUAAUUAUUGGUGAUGAAGAUGAUGGAAACAGUUUUUGCCGCCCUUGGGGCGUUGCUUGUGACAAAGAUGGAAAUAUUAUUGUUGCUGAUAGAUCGAAUAACGAAAUUAAAAUAUACGAUAAAAAUGGCAACUUUAUUAGGAAUUUUGGAACCCGUGGAAGUAGUCCAGGACAAUUUGACCGGCCCGCAGGUAUUGUUGUUGAUAACCGCAACCGUAUUGUAACUAAGUAUGGUGACUAUUUAUUGGCAUUCGGUGAAAAAGGAAUGAUGAAUGGUCAAUUCAACUAUCCAUGGGACGUAGCAGUUAAUUCACGUUGUGAAAUACUUGUGUCCGAUACACGGAACCAUCGUGUUCAAUUAUUUACCGCAGAAGGUGAGUUUCUCCGUAAAUUCGGUUAUGAAACAGCCCAGCACAUGUGGAGAUUGUUGGAUUUACCAAGAAGCGUUAGUUUUGCUCCUAAUGGCGAGAUUCUUGUAUCAGAUUUUAAUAAUCACCAUAUAAUUGUUCUCGAUGAUAAACUUCGAAACCCUAGAAUAUUUGGUCCCGCAAGGAGACAGGUUCCAUUUUUAAGAAUACAAGGUAUGAAAGUUGAUGAUGCUGGCAACGUAGUUGUUGCUGAUUCGCGUAAUAAUAGAAUACAAGUGUUAGGUCCAGAUGGUAAUCUUCAAUUUGUAUUUGGAAAUCAGGGAAAUGAUGUAGGUCAAAAUGGUGUAGGUCAAAAUGGUGUACGUCAAAAUGGUCUACGUCAAAAUGGUUUAUAUCAAAAUGGUGUAUAUCAAAAUGGUGUACGUCAAAAUGGUGUAGGUCAAAAUGAUGUAGAUCAAAAUGGUGUAAAUCAAAUGGAUCGCCCGGCUGGUAUCGCAAUAUCUCCCGAUGGCAAAAUUAUAAUUGUUGAUUUCGGUAACAACAGGGUCUUAGUAUACUAA